AUGGAGCUGGGUGCGGGUGGUACACUGGGGGAAUUUCUUCACCGCCACAAUGCGUAUAUUUCGGAGGAGCACCUUGUGUGUUGGCUGGGACAAAUGCUGAGAGGGCUCGCCUGCAUGCACAAGGGUGGCGUGCUGCACCGAGAUAUCAAACCCUCGAACGUCCUCGUGCGACGACGUGGUGCUUCCGCGUGGGAUAGCGACGUGGAGUUAUUCUUUGCCGACUUUGGCAUUGCGGCAGUGGUGCCUAACGUGAACUGCGAGACAGAACGUACGGUGAUGGGCUCUGGGGCCUACUGCCCACCCGAGAUUGCGCAGUACUGGGGUUACCGCAGUCGUUGCCCGUAUUCAUACGCCUCCGAUAUGUGGAGCACAGCGGCUAUCUUCUACGUGCAGCUCACCUGCGGCGCAGCGAGAGUGGACGAGGGCAUGGGCGCUGUUUUCUUGAACAGCAUAGCCGCACUCUCAGCUGACGAUGCAGCAGCAGCCCAACUACGUGUGGCACGUGGUGACUACCCACCGCUCUCGAUGCUGUUAAAGAUCCCUCUUAUGGAUGACAAGAGCUUAUACCUCUCCUUGCAAAGUCUGGUCUCGCGGCGCGCCGGACAGACCAGCUCUGGGGAAGCGGACUACACGCGUUACACCACCAUCGCCGAUAACAAGGUGGAGACACACGAAACAGACGCGGGUCAGUGGCCCGCGUGGGCAUUCACACCAGGCACGCAGCUGAUGGCCCGAAACCUUCGGGCACGGGAGUUGUCCCUCGAGUUUUUGCACCUUCUCGACGCAAUGAUGGCACCCAACCCUGGCGAUCGACCGACAGCUGAAAAGGUGCUUCUGGAGUCGCCACUGUUUGCAAUGCGCAUGCCAUGGUGGGAGAAGGCAGUAGAGGCAACGGUGCAGCGAAUCAUGGAAGGGAAGGAGAACGCGCUACUAGACGUGUGUGUUUGCGACAGUGAUGAGGAAGAGGAAGAGGACGAGGAGGAAAUUGCAGUCAUGCGGCGCACCAUGACACCUCUUGUAAUGCCUGCGGAGAACAAUGGCUAUGUUCCUCACAAUGUCAUUCAUUGGUGGUAUGUCGAUCUCACCAAAGGCGAACCGGACCACACGAAAUGGCUGCCGCCCUCUUCGCUCCUCUGCUCUCUUCUCACAAUGCUGCGGCGGAUGACCGCGCCCAAGGCAACAACUGCCACGGACACCGAAGAUGGUCCACGCGUGACCUUGUACACGGCAACGGGGUUGCAGUUUAUUGAGCGUGUGUUUGUGCCGUUACAGGAUACUGAAAUCACCCCCGAGAAACGCCACGACGGGCCUCUCCUUCGAGAGCUUGAGGCGCGCGGUCUUGACACAAACUCCUGCGUCCAUGUCCAGAUUCGCUUGCACGCAAAUGCCGGAGCUAAAAUGGUGUUCCUGCAGAGCGACGACGCCGACGAGGCGGAAGUAGUGGACGAAGAAGAAAUGGCGCGGUGUGUGAUGGAGAAACUGUUGUCGGCGACAGAGGCGUGGCUGCGCUACCGUGUCGCGAUGCCUGCCGAAGCCGCACUCCACGUGCUGCCAUGGGUGAGUUGGCACCUCAGCGAGGCAUCGGCCGGCGCAGACGGCAGCACACAACGAUCCUUCUUUCUGGAGUAUGUGGCAACGGCAAUGAUGCUGCGGCGGGAAGAUGCACCUCAUUGUGGCAUCCGAAUCACAGGUGAGAUCUCUGGCGUCUUUCGGGAAUGGCGCGCGAACUUGGAUGAUGCUCUGCGAAAUUCAUUGCGCAGGACGGCGGCGCCUGCCGCCAACGGCGUGGAAGGUGACAAGCCAAUGAACGUGCGGCACCGAAGCGCCGUGCUAAGCAAGUGCUUGGAAGAGGCAUUGGACGCCCUUGACGAUGCUGAGCUGGAGUUGCAAGAGGAGCAGCGCCAAGAAGAGACACACCUGGGGUUGCUGCAAGGUCAUGUGGUGCAUUGGAUGUGCGUGAAGUCGGUGCCUUCUGUGGAAGAGUGCAUGAGUUUACUCUCGGGCACGAUUGAGGGCGCCGGCACGCUUUCGAUGCAUGUCGAAAAGUGGAUUUCAAGUGCAAUUUUUACUACAGAAGGCACUGCGGCCUUGACGCCGUGCAGCCUACUUGAGGGUGGGGCGAGGAGCUUUCAUCCUCGUUCCGUGAUCUUUCUCUAG
Molecule: messenger RNA, 2157 nt
Organism: Trypanosoma grayi
Lineage: Eukaryota; Euglenozoa; Kinetoplastea; Trypanosomatida; Trypanosomatidae
Product: putative serine/threonine protein kinase
Exons: 1
Coding region: 1-2157 (718 amino acids)
Biological process (GO): protein phosphorylation
Molecular function (GO): ATP binding; protein kinase activity
Source: RefSeq, a predicted model, not a curated record